AUGACCCGGAUGUGCACCUUCUACUUCAAGGUGUUGUACUGUAUGUCCGCUCUGAGCUUCCUUGUAUUGAUACAAGUUGUCAUAGUCAGUGAACAUUAUCCAAAUACUGAAUUCUACAACCAUGUACAAUACACUGCAUCAGAUACCCCAUUUCGGGCCAUAUCGGCAAAACUGAGUAACAUUGAAGCGGCAGAAGAAGCAGUUGUAAAGGACAAGCUGGACGGGUUGGAGCCACUACGACCGACUGACGCCCCCGGAGAACUUGGUAGAGCGGUAGCCAUCAACUCUGACGCGCUCAGUGAUGGACAAAGGGCCAUGAUGGCGGAAGGAUAUGAGAAGCAUGGUUUCAAUGAAUACGUCAGCGAUAUGAUCUCCCUCCGGCGUCGAACACCGGACUUCCGGCCGAGCAUGUGCCGGGGGAUGGUGUACCCAGACGACCUGCCUGCCACCAGCAUCAUCAUCUGUUUCCACAACGAGGCUUGGUCCACUCUCAUCAGGACGGUGUUCAGCGUCCUCGACAACACACCACAACAUCUCCUGCACGAAGUCAUCCUAGUGGACGACGCCUCUGAUGAACCGUCACUUGGAACCUCGCUGGCGGAAUACCUCCGCCCACUGCCCAAGGUGAAGCUAGUGAGGGCUUCCUCCAGAGUGGGCUUGAUAGGAGCCCGACUACUGGGCGUGGCCACAGCUACUGCCCCCGUCCUCACCUUCCUCGACUCGCACGUGGAGUGUAUGAAAGGUAAGGAAGGACAUGUGGCGGUGUGCAUGGGAGAGUGGCUGCAACCAAUGUUGAGUCGUGUUCGGGCCAACGACCACCACGUCACAUACCCAAUUGUCCACAUCAUCAACUACAUGGACUUCAGCAUCAAGGAGGUAAAAAUUGGAACCAGAGGUUUGUUUCACUGGAUGGAUCUGAGUUACUUCCCUUACAGAGCGCCUGAUCACGUCCUGAACAGCAGACGAAGUGCAGCGGACCCCAUCAGAUCCGCCACAAUGCCCGGUGGAAUAUUCAGCAUAAGCAGACGAUACUUCCACCAUUUGGGAGGGUAUGACCCGGGACUCAAGACAUGGGGAAGCGAAAACACAGAACUGUCGUUUAAGGUGUGGAUGUGCAACGGUACAAUCGAGGUUUUGCCAUGCUCAGGCAUUGCGCAUGUGUUCAGACACAUCAACCCUAAUUUGGGCAACAACUUCUACGACACCGUUACGACGAACGCCAUGAGGCUCAACUUUGGAAAUGUUUCUGACAGAGUAUCGCUACGACAGAGGUUGAAGUGUUACGACUUUGACUGGUACAUGCGCAACGUGGCCACCGAUCUGUACGCUCCGACUGAUGCCCUCCAAUUGCAGGAGCUGUGA
Haliotis rubra (blacklip abalone) is the source of this 1362-nucleotide messenger RNA. RefSeq names its product putative polypeptide N-acetylgalactosaminyltransferase 9. The record is from RefSeq and is a predicted model, not a curated record. Bases 1 to 1362 code for a protein of 453 amino acids. Gene Ontology annotation, cellular component: Golgi apparatus. Lineage: Eukaryota; Metazoa; Mollusca; Gastropoda; Lepetellida; Haliotidae. The transcript is spliced from 9 exons.